AUGUCCAGCACAGAUCCCGGGCCUAGCCGAAGUGGGUUAUCCAACCUGGCGUCUCCAGCAACACAGCACAGCUACAUUGACCCUGCAGCGCCUCAACUAAGAUCACCGCACAGCGCCAAUCGCAUCAACCUCGUAACUUAUGGCCAAUCCACCAUCAAGGCGCUCAUAGACCCGAGUCUGCCCGUACAAGAUGUCAUCCGACAGCUCUGUGCAAAUGCUCAUCUCGGCGUUCAGGAGCCACCAGCUCUGUUCGCUCUCAGAGACGACGACAACGACGAGCUCAUCGACGACGCCAAUAUGGCCAAAAAGAUUGAAGCCGGCGCCAAUUUCAAGCUAUGCUCCUCGCCAACCAUCGAAGCGGUCGAAAUGGUGGACAAGCUCAGCUCGCGCGAUGACCGAAUACUAAAGAUGGCUACCUACACACUUCAAAGGCUCAUUCGAGAGACUCCUUUCACCGACGAGCUCAUCGAAAGAGGAGGCGUUAGAGAACUACUUAAUGUCAUUCGUGACCACUCGUCGGGCAACACGCUGGCGUAUGCUCUGACUAGUUGUCAGAAUCUCAUGGAAGGCUUCGAGUAUGGCUGGGAGAUCAUCGACGCCAGCUUUGUUGCCAAGGUGGUCAGCUUGCUCGUCACUCAGGAGCGCAUCAAUGUCUGCCGACCCGCCACCGCCAUCCUCAAGAAACUCGUCGUAUCUGGUGCACAAGACUCACCAAAGACGGGUCGUGUUGUCACCGAUGGUCGCGGUGCUGCUACCACGUCUGCCCCUGCCGUCUAUCGUUAUGGAUUCGAGUUUGUCUACAACGAAAUUCAGCGCGAGAGGCUCUUUCUGCAAACGCUCGUCAAUCGCAUCGGCAGUUCAGACACGACGCUCAAACUCUACAGCCUCAGUCUCAUCAACAGCCUUUUGCGCAACGUUUCCGACGACUUGUUUGAGAGCUUCACCUCGGAGCUCGAGAAGCUCAACGCAUCCAAAGCCGUCGCCUGGCUCAUGGACUCGAGUCGAGGAGACGAGCUCGCCUCUUCGAUUCUCGAGUAUCAGAGCAAUGUCAUCAGCGCAGCUCACCGUCGCAUGCGCACGGUUGUGACUCCCACCGACAAGCGCCACGUGCACGCGUUGUCCUACAUUUGGCUUCAGGCUAGGAUAAGUGACGAGGUCGUACCCAAUCAAGCAGCAACCCAGAACAGCGCGUUCAAUGGCGAGCAAAGACAGUCGAUUGGAGCCAACGCCAGGUACAAAUGGCGUCGCAUCGGCUUCGCAUCCGAAUCGGCUGCAAAGCAAUUUGGCCGCACCGGCUGGCUCGGCCUGUCGUGUCUCGAGUCGUUUGUUCGCUCCGAUCCAGACGGCUACGCCAAGAUUAUCCAAGAGCAAAUCAACCGCCCCGAAGAGCGACGUUGCAUGUUUGCACAAGCCUCGAUUGAAGUGACUUCGAUCCUUGCCGAUCACUGGAACAUUGAAUCCGGCUCGUACACCACCUCGACCACCUAUUUGCCGUUUCUGCUGUCGUUCAACAAGGUGCAUCACCUCGUCUUGCGCUUCUUUUUGCGCAUGUGGAACGAGUCUGGUGCUGCUGCCUCGGAUUUCUCACGCGUCUCGGCGCUGGUGCGAAGCCAAGUUGAUGAGGCGCUGGGCAAGCAGGAGGAGACGAGUCGAACCUGGUUUGAACUUGAAAAUGCUUUCCUCCACUCGGAAUAUCGCACCGUGCGCGACAGGCAGAUGAAGGAGCUCGAAGUGGACCAGGACUACAGCUCCAAGGCAUCAAUCCGCAACUUACGAGGAAGAAUCUAUCGAGAGAGCUACGAAUAUGUGCGACAGCAGCGCAUCCAGUGCUUGCUCGAAGGAGCUUGGUUUCGCAAUGUGGCGACUACGGCUGGCGGUGCGCUUGGUGGUGAUGGAAAGCAACGCAGAGAGUCGACGAGCACCAUCGACACGGCUGUACCUGCCACUCGCAGUACAGCCAUCAACGGCCUUCAAACUCAAACAAAGCCAUGGCGAUUCUACCGACUGGCACCUAACAAAAAGCUGCUCUACUACUGCGACUCAUCAGAGCGCUUCCCAAUCCGAGGCGGUCUGGACGAUCUCUCGGAAAAGAUUGACCUUAGCCUGGUCACAGAGGUGUCACACCAUGGAAAUGCUGGCGAAAGCACUGCCAAGGCGACGGGCGGCGAUUUGGUCAUCAGCCUGCUACAGUCGCCCGACACUAGUCUGGUCGAGAUGCAAGCGCUCAACCAGAGUCAAUUCUCGGAAUGGACCGAUGGUCUCAAUAUGCUGCGAGGCGAGGGGGGCGUGGUGAGCACGCGCCAGACGGCCGACCUGAUCGAGACGCUCACCGAGAUUGGCAUCAAGGUCAAAUUGCUCGACCUGACAGGUGAACAGAUUGAGUUGCCAACUAGUGUGCAGCUGCCACCGCUGCCGUCGACGACCGAGUUUUUCUUUGCCGAACUAUAG
This is a messenger RNA of Mycosarcoma maydis (corn smut), 2448 nucleotides long. RefSeq lists its product as uncharacterized. Gene Ontology annotation, biological process: actin filament organization; cell motility. Lineage: Eukaryota; Fungi; Basidiomycota; Ustilaginomycetes; Ustilaginales. Bases 1 to 2448 code for a protein of 815 amino acids. Gene Ontology annotation, cellular component: plasma membrane. The transcript has a single exon. The record is from RefSeq and is a predicted model, not a curated record.